Hevea brasiliensis (rubber tree) is the source of this 681-nucleotide messenger RNA. RefSeq lists its product as uncharacterized. The record is from RefSeq and is a predicted model, not a curated record. Lineage: Eukaryota; Viridiplantae; Streptophyta; Magnoliopsida; Malpighiales; Euphorbiaceae. Bases 1 to 681 code for a protein of 226 amino acids. The transcript has 2 exons.
AUGGACUUUGUUGUGGGGUUACUAGUUACCUCAAACAAACAUGACUCGAUAUGGAUCAUAGUGGACAGGUUGACCAAGACAGCUUACUUCAUUCCUAUUAGAGCUAACUACUCUAUAGAUAAGUUGGCUCAUGGAUACGUGGUGAAGAUAACAAGGUUGCAUGGUGCUGCAGUGACAAUAGUCUUCAACAGAGGAUCAUGGUUCACAUCAAGGGCAAAGUUAAAGAUAGCAGUUAGUAGACAAAAGAGUUAUGUAGAUCUCCAUGGAAGAGAAGUGGUUUCUCAAGAGGGUGACAUGGUUCUUUUGAAGGUAUCUCCAAUGAAGGGUGUUGUUCGAUUUAGAAAAAGGGGCAAGCUAGCUCCAAGGUACAUUGGACCAUAUGAAGUGCUGCAAAAGGUUAAAAAUGUGUCUGACAAGUUAGCUUUGCCACAAAAAAUGGAGAGAAUACAUCCGGUGGUCCAUGUUUCUAUGUUGAGGAAGUUUGUGUCAGAUCUGAACAAGGUUAUAAGUGAACUAGACAUGAAAAUUUCAAAAGAUCUUUCUUAUGUUGAACAACCUGUUCAGAUUGUAGAGACUCAAGUAAGGAAGCUAAGGAAUAAGGAGAUACCUAUGGUGAAGGUGUUAUGGAAACGCUACAAAAUGGAAGAGUGUACAUGGGAAACCCGUGCUUCCAUGAUAUAA